Armigeres subalbatus is the source of this 5152-nucleotide messenger RNA. RefSeq names its product serine/threonine-protein kinase ATM (gene tefu). The record is from RefSeq and is a predicted model, not a curated record. Gene Ontology annotation, molecular function: protein serine/threonine kinase activity; protein binding. Gene Ontology annotation, biological process: DNA repair. The transcript is spliced from 8 exons. The coding region runs from base 67 to 4992 and encodes 1641 amino acids. Lineage: Eukaryota; Metazoa; Arthropoda; Insecta; Diptera; Culicidae.
UCAUUCCAGGCAAUAUCUGUCAGAUGCUUUGCCUUCCUUAUACCGAAGCUGGCCGGGUGCGAUAACAUGCCCGCCUCGUACCAUCAAGUUGCGACCCGAAUGCAUCCGAUCAUCAACAAUGAAAUGGAUUUGAAGCAAUUAAAUUUUCAGAAUCCCUCCGGAUUAUAUCUGAUGCUAAAGACUGUCGAGCACUUACAGGACGAAGCUUUAAUGGGAGAACUUUUCGGUCGUCAGAUUCUCAUUACAGAAGCCAAGUGCAUUUUGGAUAGCACAAACUAUGAAAAAUGUUUGGCCCAUCUUAAAUCGUUGAUCAGUACAACUUCCAAACAACCGUUGUUCACAUUUUUGUGCAGCAAACACCCGGCAAUCAUCGAGCAACUUCUAAUGAAUCUCAAAUCAAAGAUCUAUCAAUCCGAUGUUGUAGAGCAGAACAUGAUCGUGUUCUUCCAGUAUUCAAUGGUGAUCGAUCAUUUGGUAGAUUACUUUUGUCAGCAUCGAACAACAGAGUUGAAAGAAUUCUUAGCAAGAGAUAUAUGCUGCUUCCUAAGCAACACAAUGGUGUGGUCGAAAUCGUUACAAUUACCGGUGUUGAACUGUCUGUUGAAUUUUCUGAUAAAAGUAGUGCCGACAUGUGCCGAAUACAUAAGACCGCACCUGAACAUCCUGACGUCUUCCUUGAUUGCUGUGUAUGAUCAACAUCCCUGUGCACGAGUGAUUACUAAACUGCUCAAGGUAUUGGAGCUUAUUGUACUGGAACAUCAAUUAUUGUUCGGUGAUGCCAUCAAAAAACUUAACUACUUUCCUGAACAUGAUGACUUUAAGGAGCUACGUGAAUCAUUGGAAAAGUUGAAGGAAUCGCAGUUUCAGCUGAGUCUAGCUGAGGAUAUCAAUCGUAUAAUCCAGCUUCCACAACUUAAAUACGGAGAAUUGGUCACAUUGCAGAAUUUGUUAUCUUCCAAGAAGACCGAACUGCAUGACAUAUGCGAAGAGCUUGAAUCGUCGAAUGGAUUCUCAGAGAGCUGUGCAAAUAACGCCAUUCUACUACUGAUCAACUCAUUGUUAAAUGAGAUUCGAAAUAGUUCUAACGAAAAGCACACAAUAGCCGCCUUGCGAUGUCUUGGCGAAAUAGGGCCGGUUGAUUUGUCGACCAUGUUGCUCAAAUCGGAUGCUCAGACAGAAAUGUACACCAAUUUUAAGGAUACGGAACAUGCAGUUGAACAGUUUAUUCGGGUGAUUCUGUUGCAGUUGAAUGAUUUAGUCGUAGCGAAGGAUCAGAAUGUUGUACAGAAGGCAACUCAGGUGUGUUAUCAUCUGUUGCAAAAUCGUGAAUACCGUAGCAUGGCUUCCAAUUUAAGAACGCUGUUUCCGUACAUGACGCUUGCCGAAAACAAUAGUCCAAUUUUUGUACGCCCCGCGGAAAAUUUCAAAUUGGGAUCAUUGGCAGGAAUAUGCGACGGAUCAUUGAACUAUGCUUCAUUCGUACUGGCUUUAUCAACCACUUUGCUGGAAACUCUACAGGACACUGUGAUCAAGGAGUUGACUAAAGUUGAGAUCACCUUCGCGGCAAAGAUGAUACCUGGGUUGAUGCAAAUUAUUUUAAGCUUCAAAGAUAAUGGUUUGAAUGGUGGCAUUGAAAAUUUCGUGAAUAAUUUCUUUUCAAAGUUUUCCGACAAGUCGACACCUUCUAAUUGUAUAAGUAAAACUUUGGAGGCAAUCCAUCUUAUGUUGGCAAUUGUGGAAUGUAUUCGAAUGAAUAAUCAAAAUAAUUCCAACCACAGCAUUAACCUGAAUUGGCUGCAGAUAGCAUCAGCCAGUCUCCAUUGUCAAUCUUAUUUCAAAGCUAUCCUGUACGGUGAACUAUGGUGCAUGAGUAAACGAGAUGAAGGUGCGGAAAGCGAAGCUAUUAGUCGAAAUAAGCAGUUGAUGGACAUUAUGAAAUUGGCUCAUUUGUCGGUUGGAAUUGAGGAUGCAGCAAAAGCUUUCCUUGAUCCGAUAUCGUCUCGAAGUGAGUAUUACCAGUUGGAACGAAGAUUCAAUCAAAGCUUGCUGUACUACGAUGUGAUCAGCUCCAGCAAGGACCAGUCCGAGCGGUCAGCUUACGUACAGGCGCUGAAGACGUCGUGCUUCCAUGGUCUGGCAAAAACUGUUGCGAAUAUUGACAAUACGAUAGAUUACGAAUGUGCAUGGAGACUGGCGGAUUGGAAUGUAGCCAUCGAUGACAAAGCAAAUCAGCUUGAGCAAAAUAUGGACUGGCAACACAUAUUCCAGAAACAACAUUAUAAAGCACUCAAAUGUUUGGAACUGAAGGAUGAGAUUGCAACGGAUAGUGCUGUGCUUGAAGCACGAAAAGCUGUCGCAGAAAUGUUAAAAGUGGUCAGCAUGGAGUCAACACAGAACAUUUAUCCAUAUUUGAGCAAACUGCGACAGUUACAGCAAAUCGAAGAUUUCAUGAACAUCCAAUUUUAUCGCGUUAUUGAUGGAGAGACCGAGUUGUUACAAAAGUGGAAUUUGCAGGACAAUUUGUCUUACAGUGGCUUCUCCUUCAUGGAGGCAAUCCUAGCCCAACGGGUUAUAGUCCUCAAAACGGCACGUGUUCGCGCCAUGCGUAAAUGGGUACCCGAUGCACUCAAUCAGGCGCUGUUUCAUUUGAUACACGAGGCUCGCAUUAGUGGACAUUUUGACGUGGCUGCAGCAAACAUUUGUGCCAUGUCGCAGCAGACUUUGUCAGAGAAUGUGAAGGCCUUGCUGAUGUUGGAAGACGCCCAGCUAAAUUGGGCUAAUGGCGAUAAGUUUCUAUCGAAGAAGCUGGUCAACGAUAUUGUUGCCGCUGGUAAGUGCAAAGACCUGAUGGUAAAUGCGGCCGCUUAUCGAAUUUAUGGAACAUUUUUGGCGGAGACACACGCUGAGGAUGUUCACAACCUGUACAAAAAGUUUUUCAAACAUUCGCAAACUCUAGUGGAGGAGGGAUUGAAGCACGCCAGUCAACACGACAAAAGCAGUACAAUUGACUAUCAGAGCAAGUGCCUGAACAAUGAUAGAAAUUUUGUUAUUUUGAAUACGGUUGCAAAGUAUGCUGACAGAGAAUUUGUACGGCUGAAAAAACACUUCACAUCAACGGAAUUCAAGCUGAAGAAACAAAACCUAGAACAUCUGAAAGCGGAGCUGAUUAUGCUGGAAGCAGAGGUGGCGAAGCUCAAAGAUUCGGACAAAGAAAAAAUCAUGAAUCUACGCCGGGCCAAGGUUUCAACGAAGCAAAACGCGUUGCGCGACGAGGAAUCCAUCAACACAAUGAUGUCCAACAUGGAAGACUACCUGAAGCUGGCGCUGUUCUACUAUUCUGCGUACACUCGCAAGACGAGCAUUGAAAGCGAUCUAGCGGUUUUCCGUAUCGUGGCACUUUGGUUGGGAAAUUACAGCGAGAAAAUUGCCGAUACGAUUAAAGAAACUUUGAAGGUUAUUCCAACAUACAAAUUCGUGCCUGUACUACCGCAACUUGCUCCUCGAUUGGACAACCAGAAGGAGGGCAUAGGUCGACUGGUUUGGGAAACGUUGGAACGAUGUGCGAUCGACCAUCCGCAUCAUACGCUGCCGCACAUUUUGGCUCAGGUGCACGCCUUCGCUGAUGUUGAACGGAAAGAUGUUCCGAAGAAUGACGAACGACUUCUGGGAGCGCAAUCGUUGUACAAUAGACUGCAAAAGAAUCAAAAAAUCUCUGGAAUUAUCGAUCAAACCACCGACAUGAGCUUGGCCUUCAUAGAAAUGGCGAAUAAAAUGCUUGGAUCCGCAAAGGGAUUCAGUGACUACAAGAUGACGACAAAAGAUGCACUACGAAGAUGUCAGGAACUGGACAAAGUCCACUGUUCAACAGUAGAAUUGAAAGUUCAAGAGAGUGGUGUUUAUAAUGAAAUCAUUGGCAUACACAGAUGGGACGAUCAGAUUCACGGAGUCGGUGGAAUCAACGCACCGAAGAAAUUGGUUUGUCAUUGCAUGGAUGGACAGAAACGUAUACAGCUAUUGAAGGGUCGAGAUGACAUGCGACAGGACGCCGUUAUGCAGCAAGUAUUCGGUAUCCUGAACGUGCUGCUUCGGAAUGAUAAAGAGGCCGGAAAGCGAAAACUUACGACCCGGAUUUACAAAGUUGUCCCAUUGUCGAGACAGAGCGGGGUCCUUGAAUGGUGCUCGAAUACUAUCCCUAUUGGGUCGUGGCUAAUUCCUGCACAUUCACGCUACCGACCCAAGGACAUGAGCGCGUUUGAUGCACGAAAGGCGUUCGCAGAUCUUGCCAAGUCGUCAGUUAGGACGAAGCAGGAGAAAUUCCUCAAAAUUUGUCGACAGCUAAGUCCGGUAUUCCACCAUUUCUUUCUCGAGAGAUUUGUGACGUCGGGAAUGUGGUUCGAGCGUCGACUUGCAUAUAUAAAAAGUGUGGCGGUUUCGUCGAUGAUUGGCUACAUUUUGGGCAUUGGUGACCGCCACGUGCAGAACGUGCUGGUUGACGAGAACACUGCCGAGGUAAUCCAUAUAGACUUCGGCAUCGCAUUUGAGCUGGGUAAAAACUUACCUACCCCGGAAACGAUUCCCUUUCGACUUACUAGAGAUAUUGUGGCAGGCAUGGGAAUCAGCGGCAUUGAGGGUGUUUUCAGAAAAUCAUGCGAGAAAACUUUGGAAAUUCUACGUAAUAAUCAUGCACCGAUCAUGACAAUCUUGGAAGUGCUCUUAUACGAUCCUCUCUACACGUGGAACGUGCUGGCCAACAAAAAGGCUGCUCGGAAACAGAUGUCGGAGCUGUACGGUGGGGAAGGAGGCCAUGAUGCACGCAGUGAGACGGUAAAUAUAAGUGCCGAACGUGCCUUGCUACGAGUCAGUGAUAAACUCAAUGGUAAGGAAGAUGAAAAGUUUACCUCAGUAGAGGGUCAAGUGGAAAGGCUGAUUUUUUCUGCUUCGAGCAAUCUUAACCUGUGCCAACUUUUCCACGGGUGGCAACCGUACCUGUAGAUUAAUUGUUCUGUGAGCGUUGAGUUAGCUCUAGUUGAAUUUAUGUUUUGCGUCUUAAGUAUUUUACGAAACUAUUUAUUUGAUGAACUUAAAAGAAAUUCAUUGUCAACGUUAAGGUGUUCUUUUAGACAUAAUUGAUUAAAAUAAUGAUUCUCAUAAA